AAUAAAAAAAACUUAAGUAACAUUGCCUUCAAGAGCUUGUUUUUUUUAUUUUGAGGCGUGUUGCAAUGAGAUUGAUGAUGAAGCUUAUAGCUUAUGCAUAAAUUUUUAAUAUAUUUCAUUUCACGCUCGAGUUUCUUCUGAAAGAAAUUCAUUUGUCUAUGCAGCUAACACAAGGAUACUAAAAUGUAUUAAAAUAUCAAAAUCUUAAAGCGGUUUUAUUUCCUACAUGUUUUCACUCAUGCUUAAUGAAAGAAAUUCUAUGGGGAGUUGGCAGUUGUGAAUAUCGCUUGCUCUAUCUAUCCAUGUCCCGUGCUUCGCACGUGGAUAAUAAAAAAUAUGAUUUAAGAUAUAACGUAAUUGCUUAGGUGCUUGUAAUCUCACACGUGGCUAUAUGUUUCCUGUGAAAUAAAUAACCGACUCAAUUUGGUAGCAUUUAAGCAUUCGAGCGGAUAAACGAAAUAAAAAAUGCUUUGAAUCAAUUGGCUGAUAGAAUAAUACCCCUGUUUAGCCCUUAUUUCCUUUUACGUUAUGUAUGAUUAAUAUUUUAUAUCGAAUGAUUCAACUGUCCUAUCUUUUGUUAUUUUUUGCAAGAUGCUUUUUUUAUUCUCGUGUUUAAUCUCAAUUCGUUGAAGUGAAAACCAUGGAGGUUUUCACUUGAAAAUUAGGAUAACAUUUUUGCUACCUCCACCGCCCUAAUUAGGUUUUUAUGACGUCACAUGACGUUUCUGUUUGUGCAAGAUUUCUCUCCACACUGAAAUACACCUGGUUUUCUGUCGCACUUAAUUUAUUUAAUACUUUGAAAGCGAGUUCUGAUAGUGGUUGAAAUUUUUUUUAAAAAUGUUGAUAUACAUUGAAUUACUGAUUUAAAAGUCAUUUAAAGUAUUUAUGCCAAACUGUAUUUAAAUUUUAAAGUUUUUAUCUUUGGAAUUGCAAGGAUAAAUUACUUCGGAGUGUGAAAGCGUUUUUUAUGCAAAUGUAUAGAUAGACCAGAUGGAAAGCUCUCAUUGAAGCUUAGUUCAGAUUCGUCAUACGGGACAACAAAAAAACCGAUCAUCCCUUGAUAUUACAAAAAUUAGAAUCACUCCAUAUUUGUCCUCCAGUGUAGAUGAUAACUAUGUAAGUGGAUGUAAUAUAAAAUUUUAUCAAAUUCUACUACCACGUGAAAACUUGCUAUCCGAAAAAAUUAAGCUCUUCCCGACGAAUCUUUAGCUACAUGGUAAAUUACUGUCUCGAUAUCUCCUUGCAUGGUGCUUUUUUGGCUAUAUACGACUUUUUUUGUUUUUUUUAGAGUUUUCCAUCUUCUCACUCCUCCAUUCCUACUAACGUAUUCACCGUUCAGUCACAUUUUCUAGUGUUUUCUUUAUUCGUUUUAGAAUUUUUUGUUUUUUCCUUUUCUUUGUUCUACAUCUUUUUAUGAGAGAGUACUUGCAAUUAUUCUGACAAGGUCUUUGCAUUGAGCAAAUAAACAACCAGACGGAGAGUGUCAAUUAGCUAGCCUUAAUUAACCAAUUAAGGCAGCUAUAGUUUUAACAAUAUAAUUUCAUUGUAAUUGAAAAUAUAUUCAGCUCUGAUUUCUCACAGGGAAUUAAGAAGAAAUCUGCAUCAAAUUGUUGAGCGAAAAAACGUUAGAAAAGAUAACUUAUUUUCUUUUUACUGAAAAAGUUUGGUGUUGCCAUAUUGCAUGAGCUAUUUAUGAGAUACGUUGGUUUGUUUGUGUGGAUGUCUAUUCGUUGUUCGGGCUUCUGACAACUGACAUGUAAGAACAUGACAUGGCUGACCACAUUCUACCUACGAGCAUUUGUCGUGAUUCUUCAAGUAGCUCUUAUAUUCUCAGAUGAAAAUGGGCCCAUGCCGGGCUUCAAGCAACAACCUGCAGAUACGCUAGCUGAAUCAGAGAAUAUAACAAUACUUUGCGACGUAAAAGGGGACAAACUAUAUAAUAUUACAUGGCUUAAAGAUGAUCAGAAUUUAGAUUUAAAGCAUUCUUAUUUAACUAUAUCGGCCGAAGGCUCACUUAAUAUAUUUAACGCGCAAAGAAGACGAGACCAAGGAAAAUACAGGUGUAUUGUCGCAAAUUCAUUUGGAACUGUAAGAAGCAGGGAAGCAGAACUUUCUUUCCCUUAUUUGGACAGAAUUACGGAGCACACUAUGACACGAAUUGUAAAAAAUGAAGGAAUGAGCGCAAUUUUGCCGUGUAACCCACCAAACUCGAAUCCACCUGGUCAUAUUGAAUGGGACAUGACAGGAAAGGUUCUACAACUUGGUUCCUCACACUUUAGUAAAAGUCUAGAUGGGGAUUUGUAUUUUGCUUAUACUAAAAGUACUGACCACGGGACAUACCGUUGCGAUAUUGAUAAUGACCAUUUGGGACAGUAUAGAAGUAAAACAGUCGUGCUAGAAGUUCGGCCUAAAAACAAACAUCGAAAUGUGAAACCAGGUGUUUUUUUGUUCAAAAAUAAAAUAGCCUUGGAAAACUCGAAUUUUAUCUUGGAAUGUAUUUCAUCUGGAAGACCAAUUCCUGACAUGAAAUUGAUACAAACAAGCACAGGAAAAGAACUAACAACAGCAAAGAAAAAAGGAAAUAAUUUAAGAUUUACAUUCGGAAAAUUUACCGCAGAGCAUGCUGGACAAUACAAAUGUGAAGUCAGCAGCAGCAAUGGACAAGCCAGCUCUACAGCAUAUAUUUCAAUGAGAGCCAAACCGAAAUUCAAAGUACAUCAAUACACUAGAAAAACUGUAGUGGAUGUUUCGUUCAAGCUACCAUGUGUAGCUACCGCGAUUCCCGAAGCAAAGUAUACAUGGUUUUACAAUGGAAUACAGCUACAUCCCAAAACUAGAGGACUUUCAAUUUAUAAUGGCAACUUGACUAUAUAUAACAUGCAUAAAUGGAAUCAAGGUGUUUAUCAGUGUGCAGCUCGAAAUGCAUAUGGUGAAGAUAUUCUGACAGUGUAUGUGGAAGUUUUUGAGUAUAAACCAGAAUUUGUAGAUAACAGCAACGGAGCAAGAAUUGAACGAACUAUCGUCGGAAUCACGAAAGAAAUAAGCUGCCUACCCAUGGGUGCACCCAAGCCUGAGGUCAAAUGGGUAAAACAACAUGUAUUGAAUUUAAUGAAAAAUGAAAGAUUUACCAAGCUAUCUACAAAUUCACUGAGAAUAAAAAAUGUUAAAAAGUCGGACGAGGGAACUUACGAGUGUAUAGCAUCAAAUAAAAAAGGAUACGCGGUGCAAAAAACCAUACUAAGAGUUGAGGAUAGCAUUGCAAUAACCCAACGUUUAACAAAGAACAAUACACUCACCGUUGGAGAAGAUAUGGUACUGACCUGUAAAAUUGAAAAAAGAUCUGGAAUCGAAGUGUUAUUUAAAUGGUACAAAGGUCGACGACUCUUGAAAAGUAAACGAAAUCAAAUCACUAUACAGAAAAUAUCCUCCGUGCAAUCGAAACUGACUAUAAAAAAUGCACAGCAAACUCAUUCUGGACAAUAUACGUGUAAAGUAAUAGGUGGCGGAAAUGCUGAAGAAACAGAGCGGAUCUAUGUGUACGGCCCUGGAGACGGCACAACAUUAACGAUCAAGACAACAGCAACGACCGUGCCAAACACGGAGAAAGAUAUAUUAGGUGAUGAUCGACCUGACCCUCCAAUGCUUACAAGCGUAGUCCCAAAAACUGGCGCGGCUGUGAAGAUCACUUGGAAGAUGCAGAAAGACAAUGGUGAUAAGGCAUUUCAAGUUUAUAUACAAGCAAAAGCAAACUUUGAAGGUUCUGAUUGGAAAACAAUAAAAAUAUCUAAUAAGACCUCAGAUUCUAAAGAGACAGAAGUAGUACAGCUCUCUCCGUGGGUGACUUAUGAGAUUGCGCUAAGGGCUGAAAAUAGAUACGGAAUAAGUCGUCGCGGUAAGGAAAGUACGAAAUCGAUUAAAACUCCAACAGCAAAGCCAAUUAAGUAUCCUCAGAAUCUCCAAGGAAUUGGCAUUUCGCCUAACGAACUGAGAAUUAGCUUCGAUCCUUUAGCAGAAAUAGAUCAGAAUGCUCCUGACAUAAAAUACAUUGUCUAUCAUCGAGAAGUGAAUGGCACAUAUGAUAUGGUCUCAAAUAUUAUUGAAGACGGGCAGAAUUAUGUAGUAUUGCAAUUCCACAAUCAGGACUCGUACUACAAAAAAUAUGAAUUUCAAGUACAGGCUAAAAACAAUGAAGGUUUCGGACCAAAAAGCCCAGUGCAAACUGCAUAUACUGGAGAACGAAGACCACUAGUUGCACCAGAUAAUCUGAAAGUGAAAAUUCUAUCUCCUAAAACUGCUUUGGCCACUUGGAAUAACGUUUCUACGACUCGUACUCGACUUCGUGGACAUAUGAAAGGAUAUAAGUUACUAUAUUGGCAAAAGUCGAGUUCAACGUACGGCAGCAAUGAAAACUACAUAAGAUCAAAAACAAAUAGAGCCACGAUUGUUAGAUUACGACCAUAUACGGAGUAUUACUUUGCAGUGAUGGCAUACAAUGAUGCUGGUAAUGGACCAGAAAGCUUUCGAAUUGGUCCCAUUAGAACCCCGGAAGCAAAACCAACUCAGCCUGCUAAUUUUCAAGUCACUGAAGCUAGCAAUACUUAUAUAAAAUUAUCAUGGGAUGAACCACUGUACGCGCAUGGUGAAUUAAUCAAAUACAUUCUCAGAUAUCAAACGUCAAGUGGAAUUGAAGUAUCUGAAACAUUGCAAAUUACAAAAACAUCACACUUGUUGCAAGAUUUAUCACCAUCUAAAUUGUAUAGAUUUAAACUUUCCGCGGUUAACAAUGCAGGGGAAGGAAGUUAUGCAGAAGUACAAUUUGACUUCUCAAGAGUACCAAAAAUAAAACCUGAAAAACCUAACGUUGCAUCAGUGGGUCACAAUGCUAUUGGAUUAUCGUGGACACCGGUUUCUGCUGUAGAUAUCACAGGUUACAUGAUAUUUUACCGAAGUAAAGGAGUUUCAGAAAAAGUUCGCGCAAUGUGGGAAGAUCGUGACGAUGUUGCCACUACUAUUAAGAACUUGGAAGAGCAUACCACGUAUUACAUUCAAAUCGCAGUACAAAAUGAUUAUGGCAUUGGUCCACGUUCAGAUAUUACCAAGACAAGAACGAAAAGCAAAGCUACAGAAAAACCAAAGACCAUUGCAGGCUCAAAUGAAAAGUCAAAAAGUCGUAGUAACGAGUUAAAAAUAACUAACUACGUCAUCAUUAUACUAAUAUUGGUGGCCAUAUUGGUUCCAAGAUGAAGUGUACCCAUGCGUUAAAAUUGAUGUAAGUUUUCAGCGUCAGCAAAAAAAGUUAAGUAAGACGCAAUAGGAAUAACAUAUUGUCACAUCAAGAACAUGGCGCGUGUCGUGUGCUGUUAGAAGAGAAUAACGAAUUGGAAAAAUGGGGGGAAACAUCUUCCACUGAUAUCAACAGCAACGUGAACGCUUUUCGCCAAAAGUCGUAACCUAAGAAAGAAAAUAAUGUGCAAAACUUUCAAGACAUUUAAACUUAUUCUGUACAGUUAAAGCAGAAGUAAAACACAGUAAUAUAAUAACAUCAUUUUUAUGUAUUUUUUUUUUUAUUUUUCAUUUUUUGUUUUCUUGUUUGGUAAAUAAAAAAAGAUUUUAAGCCUGUAUCUAAAUGCUUUGCGCUAAAUUGCCAUUCGCACCAUAUAUGAUGCCAUUAAGCUGUGAAGCAGCCAUUAUGGUUAUAAAUUGAUUUCAAGCUUUUUAAGAAAAUAUUCUGUUAAGUUAUUUUGCAGAACUGUUGUUACGUUUGUUUAUAGCUAGUAGUUUGAACAUUUGUGUUUGUUUGUUUGUUUGUUUUUUAACUUUGCAACCUGCUUUUUUCUGCUUACCGACAUUAUAGCUGUGUCCUUCAAAACAAGCUACAGAACAUUAUUUCUAAUUGGCAAUUUCCCUUUUAAAUACUUCACAAUUUCGAGCUAAUGUUGCAUUUUUAAACUAGCCUAGAUUCCGAACUAUUAUUAUUCAAACUCGGUUGCAAGUUUUUUCGUUUUUUUUUUUUCAUUUAACAUUUACAGGGCAACUGGCAUUUUUAUCUUGGCAAAUAAAUACUUUUUAUUUUUAUAUAUAUAACAUAUUUAAAUUGAGCCACCCCGUUGGAUGAACAAUUCCCUUACCUUUUUAUAACAAGAAUAUAUAUAUGGAACUGAACUAAAAA
Messenger RNA from Hydractinia symbiolongicarpus, 6169 nucleotides. Its product is annotated as contactin-3-like. The record is from RefSeq and is a predicted model, not a curated record. The coding region runs from base 1765 to 5244 and encodes 1159 amino acids. Lineage: Eukaryota; Metazoa; Cnidaria; Hydrozoa; Anthoathecata; Hydractiniidae. The transcript is spliced from 18 exons. Gene Ontology annotation, molecular function: protein binding.